Acyrthosiphon pisum (pea aphid) is the source of this 1148-nucleotide messenger RNA. It is a transcript of the gene Phf5a, whose product is annotated as PHD finger protein 5a. The record is from RefSeq and is marked provisional. Lineage: Eukaryota; Metazoa; Arthropoda; Insecta; Hemiptera; Aphididae. Gene Ontology annotation, biological process: mRNA splicing, via spliceosome.
GAAUCGAGAACAAGCCGGUUAAAAUUUAACAAACGUUUAUUAUUUAUCGGUAUUUGAUUGACCUAAAUAGUAAAUACCUAAUAAACAUAAUCCAACAGGAUGGCUAAACAUCAUCCAGACUUGAUAUUCUGUCGUAAACAACCCGGCGUUGCUAUAGGACGUUUAUGUGAAAAAUGUGAUGGUAAAUGUGUAAUCUGUGAUUCAUAUGUCAGGCCAUGUACAUUGGUGCGCAUAUGUGAUGAGUGCAAUUAUGGCUCAUACCAGGGUCGAUGUGUUAUAUGUGGGGGACCUGGAGUAUCGGAUGCAUAUUAUUGUAAGGAAUGUACAGUUCAAGAAAAAGAUCGAGACGGAUGUCCAAAAAUUGUAAAUUUGGGAAGUUCAAAAACAGAUCUAUUUUACGAACGGAAAAAAUAUGGGUUCAAACGAAGAUAGAACUAUUGUAUUUUUGUCAUCUGUUUUUUUAAUAAUGUAUGCUAUUAUUUUAUAUUAACUUUUAAAAUAAUUAAAAAAAUAAUUUCAUGUUCUCGUUUUUGACCCUAGUUUAAAUUAAUAUUUACUGAUUAAAAAUACAUUUUUUAAGUAAAAUUACUCAAAAAAUAAUAAUUAAAAAUAUUUCAUCAAUAUAGCAUUGUAUUCUAAAUCAUCACAUAGCAUUAUAUUUGUUUACAUCUAUUGUUGUGCAUAAUAACAGUUUAAUGAAUACUCAUCAAAUAGUGGAUCUUUUUUUACCACUCCAUACCAAUAACCAAUUUCAAUUAAUAAAACCAAUAUACUUAAAAUAUAACCAGCAACCAAAACAACAAAUGCCCCAUAAAGUUUUUUUAAGUCCAUAAGUGCUUUAACUUCUUCAAUUUGUUGUGGUUCUUCAAGUAUUACUGUGUCCAACAUAACAUCAUUUAACCACUUUUUCACUAACCCAGCUUCUAUAACUCUUCUCAAGAAUCUAUCAACUGCUGGUUUUAAUGGAGAAUUCUUUUGUAAUCCUAAUGAUAUUGGCAUAUUUAUUAUACAUUUUGACAUUAUAUGUAAUGUAAAAUCUCCAUUACUUGUAUCAUUCACUGUACCUUAAACAAUAAAAUUGAACAAAUAUUAACAAUAAAUUAAAAUACAAUUGUAUAAAUUAUACAUUAUACUGUUAAUGCACUAAA